This is a messenger RNA of Cryptococcus amylolentus CBS 6039, 1548 nucleotides long. RefSeq lists its product as hypothetical. The transcript has 11 exons. The record is from RefSeq and is a predicted model, not a curated record. The coding region runs from base 1 to 1548 and encodes 515 amino acids. Lineage: Eukaryota; Fungi; Basidiomycota; Tremellomycetes; Tremellales; Cryptococcaceae. Gene Ontology annotation, cellular component: membrane. Gene Ontology annotation, molecular function: transmembrane transporter activity. Gene Ontology annotation, biological process: transmembrane transport.
AUGUCCCACACGUCGGAUAUCGAAGAGAAGAAGGGGGCGUACGCGGAUCACCCAAUCGUCCCAGUCAUGGACGCAGAGCACGACCCGAAAGAGCUGGCCGUCGCAGAGGAUGUCAUCCUCGCAGAGUCAGAAUAUACUGAAAGCGACUACAAGAAGCUCAAAAGGAAGUUUGACUUGAUCUUGCUGCCUUGUAUGAUGCUUGCCUAUGGCUUGCAAUAUUCAGACAAAAUCUCGUUAUCUUCUGGCGUGGUCUUUGGGCUCAAGACUGACACCCACCUGAACAGCCAGGAAUAUUCGAAUCUCACAGUUUUCUUCUAUGUGGCUUAUCUCGCGGGCCAGCUUCCUAUGGGAUACAUUAUGCAGAAACUUCCUCUGGGCCGCACUCUCGGCUCGGUUGUAAUCCUUUGGGGCAUCGUGGUCAUCGGCUUAGGUGUUUGCCAGAACUACGGCCAGCUCUCGGCGCUUCGUGUACUUCUUGGAUGGUUUGAAUGCGCCAUCACCCCGGGCUUCCUUCUCAUCAUUUCUUCCUGGUACAAGAGGUCCGAGUCCACUCUCCGAAGCUGCUUCUUCUUCGCUAUGAACAAUUUCAUCGGCGGAAUAUUCAACCUCAUCAUCUACGCCAUUGCCAAAAAGACUGAAACCGACGGCCACAUUGCCGGUUGGCGGGCUAUCAACUUUUUUCUCGGCGCCACCACCGUCCUCUCGGGUAUUCUCCUGUUUGUGUUUGUGGGCGUACCGAAAGAUGUGUGGUGGUUGAAAAAGGAGGAAAAGAAGAUGGCUCACGCGAGGAUCGUGGCUAACGGAAACGGCGAUGGCGCGCAAAAACCCUGGAGCUGGGCUCAAGUCCGCGAAUGUUUCCGGGACCCUCAGUACUACUUCACCAUCCUCUUCAACCUCACCGCCACCAUUCCCAACGGCAUGCUUGGUACAUUCACCAACCUCGUCUAUGUCGGAUUCGGUUUCACGCCUCUGGAGAGUGUCUUGUAUGGCCUGCCGAGUAAUGCGGUCGGGUUCACGGUGGUCAUUUGUUCGGCAGUCUUUGUGCAUUACUAUCCGAAGAUGAGGUUCCCGGUGGCUAUUCUGUGGAUCUUGGUGCAGAUGAUUGUAUUUUUAUAUGUCGGCUUAGCGGCAGAUGCUACGAAAUGGCAGCUCUGGUCUUGUUUCUUGUUCUCCGGUGUCUUCGCCUGUACCACCUUCAUGCUCUGGCCGAUCAUGUCUAUAAACACCGCCGGUCGAACCAAAAAGACUUUUAUCUCCGCUACCGGCCUCAUCGCAUACUGCGCGGGUAACAUGGUCGGCUCCCAAACAAUGCGCGCUUCCGACGCUCCUCGCUACCUGACCGGCCUCACCGCCAACGCUAUCGUCCUCGGUGUGGAGGUCGUGGUUCUACUGUGUUGGUAUGCAUACUACAAGUGGGAGAAUAGGAGGAGGGAGAGGGCGUUCGAAGCGUCGGGGCUUGGGUGGGAGGAGAGGGAGUAUCAGAAUAAGCUGGCUGGAGAGACGGACGUGACGGAUCUUGAGAAUCCUCAUUUCCGAUACAGCUGCUAG